Molecule: messenger RNA, 4378 nt
Organism: Trachemys scripta elegans
Lineage: Eukaryota; Metazoa; Chordata; Testudines; Emydidae
Gene: SGTB
Product: small glutamine rich tetratricopeptide repeat containing beta
Exons: 12
Coding region: 152-1111 (319 amino acids)
Biological process (GO): post-translational protein targeting to endoplasmic reticulum membrane
Cellular component (GO): TRC complex; membrane
Molecular function (GO): molecular adaptor activity; protein binding
Source: RefSeq, a predicted model, not a curated record
CCGCGCCUCCCCCCGCCCUGCGCGGCAACCACGGAGCUCCUCUGCCAGCGCCGUGGGGAGAGAGCAUCCGGACAGGGGAACCCUGCAGUAGCCAGCCCUGCUCCGGCCGGGCUUCUCGCCCCUUGCACGGUGAAGUUCAUAAGCUUCUAAAAUGUCAUCAGUCAAACACCUAGUAUAUGCCGUCAUCCAUUUCUUGAGAGAACAGAGUCAGCUGGAUACUUUCACUUCAGAUGAACAAGAAAGCUUAGAAGUUGCAAUUCAGUGUUUGGAGACUGUUUUUAAGAUUAGCCUAGAAGAUACGCAUCUUGCAGUGCCACAACAGUUGACAGAAAUGUUCUCAAAUUCUUUUCACAAGAAUGACAUGUUGCCUCUCUCCGAUUCAUUGCCAGAAGAUAUUGAAAAGGCUGACCAGCUGAAGGAUGAAGGUAAUAAUCACAUGAAAGAAGAAAAUUAUGUUGCUGCAGUGGAUUGUUAUACUCAUGCUAUAGAGCUGGAUCCAAAUAAUGCAGUAUAUUAUUGUAACAGGGCUGCUGCUCACAGCAAGCUCAGCAACUACAAUGAAGCAAUAAAAGACUGUGAGAGCGCGAUAGAAAUAGAUCCAAAAUACAGCAAAGCAUAUGGGAGAAUGGGGUUGGCCCUGACCUCUAUGAACAAAUACCAAGAAGCAAUUACCAGUUACCAAAAAGCACUGGUUCUUGAUCCAGAAAAUGACUCUUACAAGUCAAAUAUGAAAAUAGCUGAACAGAAGCUAAGAGACCUCUCCAGUCCUACUGGAACAGGACUGAGUUUUGACAUGGCAAGCUUGAUAAACAACCCAGCAUUCAUUAGUAUGAUUUCAGUUGCUUUGGGAACUUCUACAGAAAUACAAUACAAACAUGCAGCAAGUUUAAUGCAGAAUCCUCAAGUUCAACAACUAAUGUCGGGGAUGAUGUCCAAUGCCAUUGGUGGCCCUGCUGCAGGUGUUGGUGGCCUAACUGAUCUGUCAAGCCUCAUACAUGCGGGACAGCAAUUUGCACAACAGAUACAACAGCAGAAUCCAGAGCUCAUAGAACAACUGAGAAAUCAUGUCCGGAGCAGAUCUUUCAGUGGCAGCACUGAAGAGCAUUCCUGAUUUAAAGGAGGCAUGUGGUUGUAGAACUAGAAAUGUGAAUGGUAUAUAAUCCCAAAAUGCACACAGUAGCUAGUAGCAAAUGCAUCAUUGUAACUAUUCUGCUUGGACAUGAAACAGAAAGUCCUUUGUGUCUGUUUGUUAAACAAGAAUAAAUCUGUUAAGCAGAUCUGUUGCACACACGUUUGAACAUAUGUAUAUAUAGUGAAUCCUUUAUAAAUUAAUAUAUAUAUAUUAAAUACAUUGACUUAUUAAAUUCCCGUAUAUAAAAAUGAUCAUGUUUAGGCUUUUCAAAUUAAUGAACACUAUCUAUUAAUGGAUGUUAAAACUUGCCAUCUCUUUUAAAGAGAGACUACUUACUAUGCACCAAGGCUGUGCAUUGGAGCGAUCUACAGGGCUGCUGCGGGGGGAAGUGAGUCUAAUGCUUUAAUGGGUGCUGGUAUGCCUGCAUAGAAAUUUAGUUUUAAAAAUUACAUUGUAAAAGGCCUAUUGUUCAGUAGCGAAGGUUUGCAUGGCUCUGCUUCUUACCAGAUCUGCUAUGAAUCAAUAGAUCUGACCAGCACUCUGCUUCUUGUGAUGAGCCUAUGGGGGUGAUGGAGUGCAAUGUGAAUUUAAAACAUGUGCUGGAGGGUCAGUCCUGUGACUUUGUAGCACAGAGUCCCUGGCCUAGGGUUGGUUGAGAGGCUUUUGCUAUCAGCAUCACAUGCCUUUCAACUUUACCUGGUGGGAAGAAGGUGGGUAGUAGAGCCUAGGGAUGAUUAAGAGUUGCACGUACAGAGAGGAUGAUAAAACUGUGCUAGGAGGAAGAUGUGCAGCAAUCAGAGGAAGAGAUCAGGCCAAGGGAGAAGGAAAGAGGAAUUUCUACUGCUAUAUAUGUCCCUAAUCAUCUUAGUAGCCCUGGAGGUCUCCAUUAUGGCACUAAUAGCAUAGGCAUGGAAGGUUGUGCUUCAUUCUUGUGUGUAUACAGUAUACAACAUGAGUUUAAGAAUUCUUAACUGUGAUUAGUUAAACUGGUCACAUACCUGCACAAGUCAUUAGCACUGAAAACUUAGGUAAUUCGAACAAAUAAAUCAAUAUGUACCACAGUGUGGUAAAUCACUGGCUUAGGGGAAAAAAACACAGUUAAGGAUUUUUGAAGUUUAAUUAUGUAACUUGUAUAUUUUAAAUAAGUGAUAAUGGUGAAAGGGCCAUGAAAUAGUUCUUCCAGUUUGUGUUCCUCUUCCCAGCUCUCCUGACACUUUCAGACCUCCUUGCUUUUCCGUAUUUUUUCUUUUUUAAUAUUUUUGUAACCUGUUUCCCUUGUUUGCUGUUCAUGCCAUCUACUGCUGCUGGAUACACUUAGGCUUGGUCUAUUCCAGUGUUUCUCAACAACUGGUCCAGGAACCUGCGCCAGUCCCGGAGAUCUCCCUGCCACAGUUUAGGAAGGCAGCAAGCUGGUCCCUGGUAUCAAAGAGGUUGUGAAACACUGGUCUAUACUAACUUUUGUCAGUAUAACUACAUCACUCAGGGCUGUGAAAAUCCAUACUCCUGAGCAAUGCACUUAUACCGACCUAACCUCUGGGGUAGACAGCACUAGAUUUACAUAGCUACCGCUUCUCAGGAAGGUGGAAUGCCUGUGCUGACAGGGGAAGCUCUCUCGCACAUGUAGUGUCUUCGCUAAGUGCUAGAGAGAAGACAUUGUGCAGAAUGUAAGCGAGAGCAGAAUUUGGAACUAAGGCAGAAGCACCUUUCUGAAUUUGGUAAUGGGAGGGUAAAAAUUCCCAAUUUUGUCAGGCUGUAUAUAUUGCACGGGGGGAAAUUUACAGACAUGAAAAUCAGACUAACAUCCAUUGCAUAAGACACUUUAUAUUUUAUUCAUUAAUAACUCUUACAUGGCAUUAGAUUAUUAGCUUGAUUUUUUCUAAAAAGACUGCUAUUUAUAAUUGCACUGCAUGCUCAUUAAUGUACUCUGGGGUGCAUUGGAGACAUUAGGCAAACACCCCUAAGCUCUAAAUUGAAUCAGUGCUAUUCUGUUUUAUUGGCUGACCACAUGGAAAGAAGUGUUUACACUGGCUGUGUCUGCCUUGGGGGGGAGGCGGGGGGGGACUAACUUAUGUAUGUACUUUUUUCAGUUGUAGUUCAGGUAACUAAUAUUUGCCUUCAGGCAGAUUAUUGUUUUUACAAAAAAAAGAAAGAUUAUUGCUUUUUAUAAAAAAAACUGAUAAAUGAUUAAGCCCCAAACAAUAUAGUUACAUUAGGAAUCUACAUAUGCAGAAAUCAUUUGGCAGAUUUUUUCCAUAAUGCACUCUUUAAACAGACCAUUUACACAGUGUAUUCUCCGCUAUACUUUACCCUUCCACAUUUUCAGCAACUCCAAGGUCAAUUCCAGAUUUUUUGCACUAAAUUUAAUAAAGGAAACAAAACAAACAUAAAACAACAGUGGGGCUUUACAGAAGCUAAGGAUGUGUGACCCAGUAUAUUUACCCUUGUGUUGUGACAAUCUUCACUUAAUAUUUUAGUUUUCUCUUACCCUCUCCUACUAAAAUGUCUUUUGUAGCUGAGUGUCUUUAAUGAUUAAGUAUAAUAAUCCUAAACUAUACUCUUCUGUAUAACAAUUAUAUAAACAAAGGUUGGCUGUAGGGGUUCAAAACAGCCACUCUUUCUGCUUGUAAGUUAUAUGUACAUGCAGCUACUGAGUAUUCUGCAGAUGUCUGUGUUCUGGUAGAGCCAGCCCUGUCAUAAAGUGCUCUGGAGUAGUUAUCACUAAUGCUAUGAACUGUACUCUUGGAACCAUGCUUAUUAGAAGUCGUAACUUCCAUUUCACAUACCACACUGUUAAGAAUGUGAGUCUUAUUCCAGUAUCUGUAACAAGAAUGCUUGUUUUUAGAUUUUUGAUGGCAUUACCUAAUGCAGGAACAUGCCACAAUUGACACAAUAGAAAACUUGUAACUGCCUAUUAUAUUUUGCAUCUGAGCAGAUGGGACUUUAUAGCUUAAUAAAAAAAUAGAAAUUCCCUAAUGGACAGUAGCUGUCAUUAAUUACUCUUUCUAUUUAAGUCCAGGGAGAGUUUUCAUUUACGCUAAAAUGUAUUUUGCCACUCUACAGGCUACAUUGUUCACAAUGUCAUGACUUGUUUUAAUCAGUGGUUGAAGAGAGAGCUUGGGUACUUUGAACUUUGAAAAAAAUUCAGACUGAUAAGACUGAUAAACCCAUGAUCUAAACAAAUAUUGCUUUCAUUUUAGACUAACUGCAGUUUAUCAGUGAACUAAAUAAAUAAUUAUGCAUUUAAAA